Molecule: messenger RNA, 1260 nt
Organism: Colossoma macropomum (tambaqui)
Lineage: Eukaryota; Metazoa; Chordata; Actinopteri; Characiformes; Serrasalmidae
Exons: 5
Coding region: 327-1028 (233 amino acids)
Source: RefSeq, a predicted model, not a curated record
CUUUCACUUUCCGCAAAACGUGAAAAGAAGGUUGUCUUCGCUCUGCUGCUGCUCCUCUUUGCCAAAAAUCGUUUUGCCUACAGGAAUGAGCAGGGUUGCCCAGGACACGUCCCAUCACUGAAUCUGGCCACACCCCUUUCCUGCCCAGCGGUGGGCAGAGAUUUGAGGGGAAGUUUAGCCUUUAAAAGCCUCCCUUUACUUUUUGGGAGCAGUCAGCCACCGCCCUCGCACACACGCACACCCCCUCGGACACCUUCAGCCUGAACUGCAUCACUAAGUAACAGCCACAGUAAGUAGUCGUGAAAGGACUAUUUUUCUUUUUGAGGAUGGCCAGCUCCAAGUCUUCACAGACGACGCGCAACAUCAUCAUUGCCUGCCUGGCCCUGUGGUCGAUCAUCUCGCUCAUCACCAUUGUGGUGUGGGCAACCUCGCCAGACAUGAAGGGGGCCAGCCAGUGCAGAGCCGAACUGCAGGCCCUGCAGAGCACCUUCGACAAGGAAAAGGCAGUGUGGAUUGAGGACCGGCUGGCGCUGGAGGAAAAGGUGAGGCAUGGCUGGGACAACCAGACUAAGCUGCUGUCCCACAUUGACCAACUGAAGGACCAGCUGAAGCAACUCAACCUGUCCCUGGAGGCAUGCCAGCAGGAGAACGCCGCUCUGAACGCAAACAUCACUUCGCUGGAGAACGAUAUUGUGUUACACAAGGCCAUCGAGGCAAACCUAACAGCAAAUAUCUCCCAGCAACAAGAUCUGAUUGAACACCUUCAGCUUAAUGUGACCCAGACGGUCAGUGCCCUGGAGUCCUGUGAUGUGCAGACCACAGCUGCUAAGCUUCUCCAGACAUCAGCUGAGAAACAACAGCAGGCCUGCCAGACCAAAAAUCAGUACUUAGAUAAACAACUGGUGAAGUGCAAACAACAGCCCAAGUCUGGCCAUACCCAUGGCUCUGAAUCCAAUGGACCCCCUGGACCAACAAGUGGUAUUGCCAUGGUCGUGAUUGUUUGCAUCAGUCUGCUUUUGAUACCUUAGUGGAGCCGAAGAGAUAACGAGGUGAUUGGGUACAUAUUUCAGUACAACACUGUUUCAAGACACCAGUACAAGGUGCACGUAUAACCUGGACUUGAAGCACACUUUUACUUUCAUAUGGAAAAGCACUGCUGUAAAAAAACGGAAAUGUUCUGUUACUAAAUAAGGAUCCCUGUAUGUAUUUCUAUUUGAAAACAAAACGGUGAAAUAUAAUGAGACCAGCUGUUUUUUACCA